Messenger RNA from Rangifer tarandus platyrhynchus (Svalbard reindeer), 834 nucleotides. The record is from the annotation of a GenBank genome assembly. NCBI's taxonomy places the organism in Eukaryota, Metazoa, Chordata, Mammalia, Artiodactyla, Cervidae.
AUGGUGCAUGGCGCCCGGUUCUGCCGAGUGAAGAGUUUCACAGACACUGCUCUUGAGGCAGGAGGGCUGUGGGGAGCCCCCUGCGGACAUCGAGGGUUACCUUACUUCUCGGACCACGUGGCUGCGGCAUCGCUUAGCGCCUCCAAAAGUAGACAGAAGCCUGAUCUGGGGUUGUUAACCCUCAACACGAAAGGAUUGUUAGACAACACGUCUGACUCCUGGUCCGCUGGGUUGAAUUUCGAAUCCCUGGAGGCCUCGAGAGAGAGAGAGAAGUCAGAGAGAGGGAUGGAGCCAGCCGUGAGCAGCAUCCAAGGGACUGAGCGUGGCGGUUCCUUUCUGUUCCGGAAUGCUGACUCUGACGUGCGCUGUGGUCUGAUGAAUCUGGAGGGUCAAGUGGCUGAUGACCAGCAGACCUGUGAACCUGUCUGGAUGACCGAGUCCCUCAAGGUCAUCAACUUGAGUCAUUAUGACUAUGACCGUCUGGAGUCAGUGUCUCCUGGGGUCCCCUUGGUGGUCUGUCCGCUUCAUGACUCUGAAAGCUUAGAGGAAGGGAGCUCCCUGAACCGCAGCCCCGCUCUGGGGUCUGUGAGCAGAAAGAGGACCACGUGUGUGGUCAGGAAAACGGGGCUGGCCUCCCCGUCUUCCCUGGUGUCAGGAACUGUCGGGGGCCCCCUGCGCCCACAGUGUUCAGUGACCCCGAGCGAUCCGGCCGGCCGCUGGGCCCCCGUCUUUCUGCUCCCUCUCCUCGCUGACUUCUGUGUGGACAGGUGUGCGCUUCUGGCCGCUGUCAGGCCCAGCUGGCAGGAGGACUCCAGUUUGCCAUCACAGAAAUGA